Molecule: messenger RNA, 5960 nt
Organism: Paramacrobiotus metropolitanus
Lineage: Eukaryota; Metazoa; Tardigrada; Eutardigrada; Parachela; Macrobiotidae
Product: mitogen-activated protein kinase kinase kinase 5-like
Exons: 8
Coding region: 317-1756 (479 amino acids)
Biological process (GO): protein phosphorylation
Cellular component (GO): cytoplasm
Molecular function (GO): protein serine/threonine kinase activity; ATP binding
Source: RefSeq, a predicted model, not a curated record
CACGAACGGCUAAAGAGCAAUGUUUGUUUGUUCAACGUUAGUUAAACGAUCGUAAAUUUCAUUUUCAAAGCUAGUACAUUGUGAGUCGAUCGUUUUUAAUAGCAAAGAAGAUACCAAUAUUGUUCAAAUUUCCCGUCGCUUCCUCGUGUAUGAUUGUAUCUGUAGAUGCUUGCACGUUAUGCCAAACCGAUCCAGCAGCGCGUACAGUUUAUGAACAGUCAUUGAUUGGUUGAGCAAAAUCGUUUUUCUGCGUUCGAUCGUGACGAUAGCUGGCCCAUUUUGAAUAUUAUUAUAGUACUAAAGCAGCUAAAGCAGGAUGUCAUCGGUAUACGCAGUGGGUUUUCAGUAUAAAUUCUCUUCACCGAAUUCAACAACGUAUUCUGUUAACGUCGAACGAAAAGAUAAUACAUAUCUUCCGAAAAAAGAUGAUUUAAAAUUAUCUGGUGACCAUCUCGAAAAAUCUGGAUUCGAUGGACUGGAAAAUGCGCUGGCGCUGCCGCAGAAAGCUGAGCUAACGACAAUAGCGUCAGAUCGCGCGGAUGCCCAGAACGAAAUUCAGGCUUUACGUGCCGCACUUCUCCCCUUAGUCACCGCGUUCGCCAAAGAACAUCACAAUGUCAACGUACAGCGAUAUUACGGCGUUGAUUAUACUUCUGGAAAAGCUGGACUAACUAGGACCUGUUAUAUUCUAGCAGAACACUGCCCAGGAAUGCCUUUGGAUGAACUGAUGCGGUCAGUAACUGUUGACGCGGAUACGAAAAUAAAUGAUUUCGCAGUUAUUAUAUACACAAGACAAAUUCUGAAAGGAUUGAACUUCCUCCAUGAAAACCACAUUAUUCACCGCGACAUCAAAGGAUCAAACGUGAUGGUAAACGAAGCCACUAGCACGGUAAAAAUAAAGGGAUUGCUGAUGGCUAAACACUUUUCGGGAGACUCCACACCGUCGAACUGCUUAGAAAAUGCUGCCGGCACGGUGCCGUUCUUAUCACCGGAAAUGGCAUCUCUCUCUGCAAAACGGUCGAAUCAGCACACGUCGGUUGGUAGAAAAACCGAUAUCUGGAGCUUGGGGUGCACCGUCAUACAAAUGUUGCAGCAAGGCACACCGCCACGUUUAGUUAGAGAUAAGAGCGGUGAUACCGUAGUUCCGACUGCUUCCACCCAUAACUUCAAGGACAUGCAUUACUACUUCGGUGUCGGGUAUCGGCCCCAGUAUCCUACAGCUGAUAUCUGCGGUCAUGGGUGUACGGAAAGCUGCAGUUUGGUUACAACGGAUGUGAUUGCCUUCCUUAAUAAAUGUCUAGAAAAGGAUCCUGUAAAUCGGCCAUUGUGUACUGCGCUUCUCCAGAUGAAAUACUUCGCUCGCACCAUGCCGAACCACAAGAGCAGAGAAAUGCAGCGGUGUGUAGUAAGGCGGUAUGAAAUUGAUUCAGUAGCGCAAGUUGAAGACACAGAAGAAGCCAAAAGAAAUAAUACUAUGAUGAAUUACCUUAAAAAAUUUGUGAAUCUUACCAUUAGCAAAGAGACACGGGAUGAACUGGAUUUACUGAAAACGACAACAAAUCUUCCAGGCACAGUCAAAGACCACAAAAUCCCGUACACAGUUACUUUCAUUUCUCCAGCUGAAUCGCCGAGCGGUAACAGUAAAUUUUUAAUGGCAAACAAAGGAAGCGUCUUCGAGAAACUCACACACUCAAGCGUUCUCACGUCGGAGCACAUUAUCAAACAUCUUGCCGCCGUACUCACCCUCUGGCCUUGAAAUCCGGCUUUUCACCGAGAGUGAAGGCAACUUUGUGCCUUUUAGCGAAUACUUGACAAGUCGUAAGUUCCAGAAGUCAUUCAUUCCUCACUUCACAAGCCAGAUUCUUGAAGGACUAGUCGUAUUACAUGACCUUCACAUCAUCCACAAAGACAUUCGAUGUUCGAACAUUCUUGUACAGCCAAUCGACGGUCAUGCAGCCAGGUACAUUCUAAAGAUUGCUCACUUCGAGAAAGCGUCGCAGGAAAAAGAUGACAGCGCUCGAGAAGUUUGUCCGGAGGGAUCAUCACGCUUCAUAUCGCCAGAAAUGAUGAAUCUGAUGAUUCCCGGCAGCAGUUCGGAACAAAAUAAAAUCACCACGGCUACGGAUGUAUUCAGUUUAGGCUGUACCAUAAUCGAGAUGUAUAAGCGAUCCCCACCGGAAUGGGUAUAACGGAAUAAAAUGAGCGGGAAAAACGAAAGAUUUAUGUUCAAAUCAGAUGCAAACAGUCUUGAUUUUUUCUCUAAUUUGUGGAAGAUGCUCGAUCUGCAAGCUGAACCUGAUGUCGCCGACAUCACUGACAAUGCCGAUGCCCGUAAUUUUGUGGAAGCUUGCUUUAUACCAGGAAAUAAAAGACCAACAUGCAAGGAACUGUUGGAGCAUUUAUUCAUUGUAGGAUUCUCCGUUGGAAGCAGUUGCCAGUACUCCGUUCACGGUACUGGAAGGAACGCAGAAGGUCUCUCUGGAAUAGUGUAUAAAGCAAAUAUCACCGAUCGCGGGAAUUUUACUGAAGACAUUGCAGCUGUUAAAAUAUUUCAUUUGCGUUUAGCGCAACCGUUGUUUGCUCUAAGCGGAAACUCAACGCUACGUCAACGGUGCGAAAAUCUUCUUCAGCUUAGACAUCGUAACAUUGUCGGGUACCAUAAAGUGACCGUAAGAAACCAGCGAGAACAAGAUUUGGUUACUUUUGAGAUUAUGAUGGACUGUUGCUCAGGAGAUCUUAAUCAGCAUCUAAUACAACUGGACAAUGAGAGGCACCGAUUGGGCAAGGCAACAUGUAUUCGCUAUGCGAUGGAGCUCGCAGCUGGGCUAGAUUAUCUGCACCAAAAAAAUAUUAUCCAUGGAAAUCUGUCUCCGACAAAAGUGCUCUACCGAAGUCACGCAAACGAGGCUGUAACAGUUGUAAUUAGUGGUUUGGAUUAUACGAUGCUAUGUCAAAAUAACGACAAUGUGGAAAACACAAGCAGGUUUCAAUGUCCAGUCCGGUAUAUGCCACCAGAAGCGCUGCGAAUGUCCAUCAAAAGUCCAUCAGACGAAAUCGAACUCAGGAGCGAUAUCUGGAGCUUGGGAUGUAUCAUUAUAACUCUUGUUACAUAUGAUAUCAAAGGCUACGAAAGACAGUUAGUCAAGGGAACAGAACGAGCUGGAGCAGGAAACGAUAUUCCGAAUUCAAUUUAUGCAGUGCGGAUUUUAGAUGGAUAUGUUCCAUUUCUGGCUGAACCUAUUUCUAUGGACUUGAUUAGUUGCAUUGAGCCGUGUGUUCGUGCUGCCGUAAUCGAGCGCUGCAGCGCGAAAGCUUUGUUACAGCUGUUGUCGCAAGUUGAUACUUCUGAUGCUGGAGGAGUGGAUUCUACUCAUCAUUCUAGCCCAACAUUUCCAUCGUGCGAGGAACAUCUACCGGAGCCAACGGCUGCUCCGAUCAGUGCGGCUGUUUUGGAAUCGUCGGCAGCGCCUGAUUACACGAGUGAAGAAAACAUGGAUUCCCUAGCAGAAGUCUUAGGUGUACGGUGUCAGUAUCAUUAUGCAGAUAGCUACUCGGAUUAUGUUGGAAGAGGUUCAACUGGUACGAUUUUCAAAGCAAUGGUCACGGAAAGAGGGGAUUACACCGGAAAACAAACUGUCGCUGUGAAAGUAGUUCGUUUCUCUGAAGACCGGGUAUCCUUUGACUUGGCAAAGAUGCGCAGAAGAUUCCGGUCACUUAUUUCUCUCAGACAUGAUAACCUCGUUGUGUAUCAUAGAAUAUCUGUUAACCGAUUCCCCUAUGGAUGGACAGUGGAAAUCAUGAUGGACUAUUAUUCAGGUGGAAAUUUUUCAAAUUAUUUACAAACCUGCAAGGAAAACGAGCAGUGGCUGCAGUCAGCAACGGUUAUCAGAUACAUGGUACAGUUAGCCAGAGGACUAACAGUUUUGCACAGCAGCAAUAUUAUACAUGGAAAUUUAAGUCUUCUCAAUAUUCUAAUCAGUCACGAAGAAAAUAAUCGGCUAAAGCUUUCGAUCGGCAGCCUGGAUGGAGCGGUCCAAAUGCAGUCAAGCAUAACACAUUCGGUAGAUUGUGAAGAUAUCCGCGGGACAAUACGUUUUAUGUCUCCGGAGAUGCUUACACGCUUCGUUAACUUUGGCUACGAGGGCGGAAUCGGACGGAAAACCGAUACCUUCAGUUUAGGUUGCAUUUUUGCAGUAAUGGCCAACCAUAUGCCUUGUGGUCAUAAACCGAAGUUGUAUAAUCGAACUACAGGAGAAACCGUGGAAGUAGACGCAAGCUUCCGUGACCUUCGUUACACAAGUUUCGUCCUUGAUGGAUACGUACCGCAUGUUGAUGAAUCUAUACCACCACGUUUGGCUGAAAUUAUACAAAGCUGUUUGAGUGUUAGCGCUGAAGAAAGAAUUUCUGCAGAUGGCCUCCUCAGAAAACUUAUAUUGAUUCAAGAAGAUUUCAGCCUUGGGCUGCUACCAUCAGCAUUGGUAUGUACUUCGGAGACAACUGAUAUGCUUUCACCAGCAUAUUGCGCACUAAGUGACCACUCGGUGACAUCCGAGAGCCAGGAAGAAAUACCGGUAAUUUCGCUGGUAGCGACUGCGUAUACGGUUACAGCAGCAAUGAUUGGACUGGAAAAGGCUCAUUCGGCUUCGUCUACAAAGCAAAAAUUAAAGACAAAAGAAACUAUAUAAGGGACGAAAUCGUUGCCGUUAAAGUGGCGCACUUGAAUACAUCAGUCCUCCCAUGGAAUAUUAAAGAUCGUACCGUACUGCUGGCAAAAUUCAAUAGAUUGAUCCAACUUAAUCAUAGCCAUUUGGUUAAAUACCAUGCAGUUAAAAUGUUACAGUCUUCUAAAGGAACGAGGUUGGAGUUCCUAAUGGAUUACUACAACGAUGAUACUUUAUCGGUGUUACUGAGAAGGGUGAAGGAUGUUGGGGGUGUGACACUACCUGAACAAUCAGCCAUUCAGUAUGUAAGGGAAAUUACGGACGGGUUGUGCUAUUUGCACGGGAAGCCGUGGGAAAUCGUACAUGGAGACCUGAAACCGUCAAACGUCCUUGUAAGAAGUGGUAAAGGUCAGCAUCGUACACUGUCGAUUGGCGACCUCGACUCCUGUGUGGCAUUAGAUUCCCUUGACAAACGUACCAAUAUGCAUGCAACGAUCCGUUACAUGUCACCGGAGAUGAUUCGAUAUUUCGAGAAUGAUUCAACAGAAACGAUUGAUCAGCUAACGGACAUCUGGAGCCUUGGCUGCAUUAUAAUAGAGCUAGUUAACUGCGUCAUCAAUCAGCACGAUAUGUGGCUAACAAAAGACACGAAGUCUUCGGCAAUUGUAGCCGGUGACCAGGUUUCCGACGUUGAUUUUCCCAGAUUGAUAACGGACGGUUAUACUCCAUGGAUUCGGGAAUCAUUAUUCACUUUACAAACUCAGCACUGGCUUGGACUUAUUAAAUCCUGCUUUCAAACUAAAAGUGCUAACAGAAUUUCCGCUAAAGCCCUUUUGGAACAGCUGAGGAACAAAGAAGAUAACUUGGGUCGCUCAUCUCAAGACGACGACGGAUACCAGUCACUAUCAGUUCAGACGUUGACCUAAUCGGUAAACGAAUCUGCGAUUACCGCAAGGCGCGAGUUGCAGCUGCAUUUCCUUACCCUGCAUUUCCUUUCCUUUACCACCUCGUGCUGCAGAAUUAAUAAUUCUGAUAAAUGUCCCAGUAAAGUAAAUCCAUUUCUAGUAUCGCAUCUCCUGUUCGUUUCCAACUAUUGUUUCAAAGAAGGUUGCAUUUUGUCCUUUGCAGUUAUUCAUGCUAUGUAUGUCCGAGCGUUCAUGGAAGUUGUGGUCGCGUAUGUAUGGGGACUUCGUAUCCGGACAUGUCUGCUUAGGGGGAAAAUUUGUAUAUUAUGAGGGGCAAAAACGCAUCCAAGAAAUUUGCUCUACCUACGUGAAACGGAUACGUCCUGAUGUUAUC